Messenger RNA from Penicillium bovifimosum, 1047 nucleotides. RefSeq lists its product as uncharacterized. The record is from RefSeq and is a predicted model, not a curated record. NCBI's taxonomy places the organism in Eukaryota, Fungi, Ascomycota, Eurotiomycetes, Eurotiales, Aspergillaceae. Bases 1 to 1047 code for a protein of 348 amino acids. The transcript has 2 exons.
AUGGCCAAGCAAGCUGGCUGGUGCCCUUUCUGCGACAAGCGCUACGUCAAUAAGACAGCUCUUAGCAAACACCUGAAACAAUACAUUACCGAAUGGAGACUUCCUGUCGACGGAAAACACUACUUGUUGGAGGUCCAAAACGUUCUCCACCCGAACCAGCGCAGUUAUCAAUGCUGGACUUGCUCGAAGAUAUUAGAAUCUCGUGGGGACUUUCAGAAACAUGUCAUCCACUAUCAGCAUUGCGGUUUGAAUGAUACUAUGCGACGUAAACAACCAACUCGUGGGAAUCGGGAUAAGUGGAUGCUACCAUUUGACGAGAAAUUGGCCAUCAUUGAGGAGAAGAAGUUCAAUUUUCUCGGCCUUCCCACUGAAGUGCGUCUAUUGAUAUACCAGCACUUAUUUUGCUACGAAGAAAUACAGUUUGAGUACUCUAUUGGCCACGGAUACGUCGAUCCACGUCGAGAUGGGCUUUGGCUGCAACGCAAUCCACCCAAUAACCUCAUGGCGAUUAUGCCUGUAAGCCGCAAGGUCUAUAACGAGGCGCGAGAGGUCUUUUAUACUCGGAAUAAAUUCAUGUUCGAGUCCGUUGGAGGGCUUUCUGUGUUUCUUGUCGGUAUCGGUCCAAGAAAUGUGAAGCUGCUACGUUCUGUGUGGCAGAAAACAGAUCAUGGAUGGGAAAACGUCGUCGAAACAAUCCGACAAUGUUUGCCGCCGACAAUUUCCAACGCCAUGACUCCUAACCAAGAGAUCGCGUCACUUUAUGCUGAGCUGAAACAGAGCCUUGUCAGGAAACAUUUUCCCCUGCCACUUCCCGGUUAUGAUUUCGACAGCACUCGGUUAGUGCGGCCGGAAGUGGCGAGCGGACCAUCUAGCUUGGAUCGAUGGCGCUAUAAAUUACAUGCCUAUGCUUGGAAUGAAUCCCAAACUGGUCAAAGACUAUACUGGAAGGGAAGAGCUGCAUUUGAAUUAUGUAUACAGCGUGCACCGAAAGAACAAGAAGGACCGGAAAGUGAGGAAGGUGAGGAAGGUGAGGAAGGCGAGGGCUAG